Molecule: messenger RNA, 1350 nt
Organism: Eublepharis macularius
Lineage: Eukaryota; Metazoa; Chordata; Lepidosauria; Squamata; Eublepharidae
Product: basic salivary proline-rich protein 1-like
Exons: 1
Coding region: 1-1350 (449 amino acids)
Source: RefSeq, a predicted model, not a curated record
AUGGAUUCUAUGGCGCUGCACCCUGCUGAGGUCCUUCGCCUCCCGAAAUUCCACCCCCAAUAUGGAGGCGACAAACUGGAGCGGGGGCAACCCCACCCGACAGCAGGGCAGGCAGGCAGGCUGCAGGAAGGCCGAAGCGCACCCCCCCCCCGGCCAGGCUUCCAGCCCGGGCAUGGCCAGGGGAGGUGCCCUGUGCAGAGGGCAGCCUCCGCUCAAGCAACCAGCGCAGAAGCUCCCAAAGCCACGCCAGGGCAAAAGGCGCAGGACCCAGCCUGGGAAGGUCCGAAGAGACCCGGAGGCCCCGCGCGACCCCUCCCGUGCCCAGGAGCCCCGGCGGGCACCAGCACCAGAAUCCAACCCCCCCCCCCCGCAUCACGAGGGAGCCCCGGGCCAGGCGACCCCCGACCCCCUUGCCCAGCCCACGAGCAGGAGCCCCCCACCCGAAGCCAGAGCGGGGCGGAGGCGGCAGGUCCGGCCCAGGGGCCGGAUCCACCCGGGGAGCCGUUGCCACCACUGGGGGAGCGCACGAGGCACGUUCGGGAAACGCUUCGGGGCGUCCCCCGGGAGAGCCGCGGCCAGUCAGCGGCCGCCUUCUCGGCUCGGGCUCUGCCAGGGAGGGACGCGGAAUACCUGCGCAGAAGCCCGCAGAGGGGCCCGAUCCCCGGCGCUGCCGCUCUUGCCCAGCGAAGCCGCGUCCCGCAGCGCUCCUCGGCGACGGCGCCCAGGCAGGCGCGGCCGAUCGCGCUGGCUCUGCCCGGGUGGGAGGGACCGGCCGCGGCCGGAGACAGCGAGGCGGCCGCCGGGAGCAGCCAGCCCGGCCGGGGGCGGAGCGCCAGCGGCGAGGCCGGGCCAGGCGAGGGAGGGCAGAGCAGGGCAGGGCGCUCUGCACACGCGCCGACGCCCCCUCGCCCCUGCCGCCCAGCGGGCCAGAGCGCCGCCUCCCGCCUUCUGGCGCCGGACCGGCCGCAGGCGAGGGCGGGGCUCGCCGGCCCUCCCCGCCGCGUCGCUUUGGCUCUUGGGGCGCCCAGCCGCUCUCCGGCGCGCAGGCGGCAGCAGCAGCUCCUACCCGGUUCGCUCCGGGGCCUCCAGGCGACACCUCGGAGCGGAGGCCGGAGCAGAAAGCUCCGCGCGGAAGGAGGCAGCCUCGGGGCCCGGGGCUCCUCUGGCCCGCAAGCCGAAGGCGGGCUGGGCAAAGCGGCCCGGAGGGGUUCGAGGGGGGCGGCAUGCGCAGCGCCAGCUCGGGGGCCCGCGCAGGCUCGGAGCCGGACCCUCGUUGGGAAACGCCUCGGGCAAGGCCGGCCGCCGCCGCGGGCAGGGCCUUUUCAGCGGCGGCGCCGCCCAGCGCACUAA